Messenger RNA from Drosophila grimshawi, 4670 nucleotides. RefSeq lists its product as uncharacterized. Lineage: Eukaryota; Metazoa; Arthropoda; Insecta; Diptera; Drosophilidae. Gene Ontology annotation, biological process: regulation of transcription by RNA polymerase II. Gene Ontology annotation, molecular function: RNA polymerase II cis-regulatory region sequence-specific DNA binding; DNA-binding transcription factor activity, RNA polymerase II-specific; protein dimerization activity. The transcript is spliced from 3 exons. The record is from RefSeq and is a predicted model, not a curated record. The coding region runs from base 729 to 3587 and encodes 952 amino acids. Gene Ontology annotation, cellular component: nucleus; aryl hydrocarbon receptor complex.
AUAUAAACAAAGUAGUGCAAAUAGUGCGUGUGAUAUUCGAAGUAAUAUCAAAUACCGUACAUUGAUUCAUUUACAACCGUUGUCCGCUUCACGGGAAGAAGACAAACAGACAAACAAAAACAACAACGAAAACAAUAUUAACAACAAAGCUAGAGCCACAACCCCAAGGAGAUUGAGAUUCGCAACGCAAUCAAAAAAAAAAAUUCCAUACAACGGAAAAUAACAUACGCUGCGUGAAAGAGAGGGACUUGUCAAGGGAAGGGGGCCGCGCGCAUAGCCCAAAGGUGGUUAACAGCAGCAGCAGCAGAAAACAACAACAGCAACAACAACGCAGCAGCAACAACAACAACAAUAACACGACUAUCGAGACCUUGAGAACUUUAAAGAAAUAGCAACAAAAAAGCUCGAAAAAAUAUUAACAAAAAACGCAAACAGAGCUGAGCGCAGAGAGGCAGGCAACCACAUCGGCCGCCAAGUUAUGGAGAGUGACAAUUUCCCGCAGCGCGCCAAUUAAUAAUAAUAUUAAUAAACCAAAAACCAAAAAAUACGAAAAAAAAAAAGAAAUAAUAACAAAAACAAAUGCAUGGAGAAAGGAGAACUCGGAAGUUGUGAAAACAAGUAAACUGCCGCCGGAAACCCGUCCAGCACCCCACCCCACCCUUCACGCACACAGACACACACACACACUGAGACACACACACACAUACACAUACACAAGCAGCAGCACAAUGGCAGCGGUAGUUGCGGCAAAAGCAAACGGCGGCAGCGGCAACGGCUGCGUCGCAAUUAUGACAGCAGUCGAUGCGGAGAACGGAGACGCCAGCUGCGCAUCGAACGGACGCGAGGCGCGCAAUCUUGCCGAGAAGCAGCGACGGGACAAGCUGAAUGCCAGCAUACAGGAGCUGGCCACAAUGGUGCCGCAUGCGGCGGAGUCAACGCGACGAUUGGACAAAACAGCCGUGCUACGCUUUGCAACGCACGGCCUGCGGCUGCAGUACGUCUUUGGCAAGUCGGCGACGCGACAUCGCCGCAGGCUGAAUGUGAAAACCGUUGGCGGUGGCAGCGCUGGCAACGUUGCCAUUGGCCCCAGCAUCGCUGAUGGUGUUGGUAGUCAUAAUAAUAAUAAUAAUAACAACAACAACGGUGGCAUCGCUGGCGAUACGCCGCAAUUGACGGAAACGUUGAUGCAGUUACUCGACAGCUUCUUCAUCACGCUCACCUGCAAUGGGCAGAUAGUGCUCAUCUCGGGCAGCGUCGAACAGCUACUGGGCCACUGCCAAUCGGACUUGUAUGGACAGAAUCUGCUCCAGAUAACCCAUCCCGAUGAUCAGGCGCUAUUGCGCCAACAGCUAAUACCACGUGACAUCGAGACGCUCUUCUAUCAUCAGCGACGCCAACAACAACACUCGCAUUCCCACUCCCACUCGCAUUCGCAUUCGAAAUCGCAUUCAACGUCGGCCAGCGAGGAUGAUGACGAUGAAUCGGAUAUGCUCGAACCGGAACAGGAACCGGAACAGGAUCAGAUUCAGGAUCAUGAGCACGAUCAAGAUCACGAUGAUGAGGAUGUGGAACGGGCGCGCAUACGCACGCCCAGUCCGCGUACGAUCGCCCAUUUGGCGGACAUCGAUGAGCGUCUACGCAGCGAUCGACGCUGUUUCACUGUGCGCUUGGCGCGUGCCUCAACGCGUGCCGAGGCAACCCGUCACUUUGAGAUGGUCAAAAUUGAUGGAUGCUUUCGGCGCAGUGACUCGUCGGUGACGGGUGGUGCGGCCGCCAAUUUUCCAAUCGUAUCCCAGCUGAUAAGGCGAUCGCGCAACAACAACAUGUUCGCUGCCGCAGCAGCUGCAGCAGCUGCCGCAGCAACAGCAACAGCAACGACAGAAACAACAGCAACAACAACAACAACAUUAACAUCGCCUGCCUGCAUACCGCAACACGAUGCGAUCGCACAGGCGGCACUGCAUGGCAUCAGUGGCAAUGAUAUCGUCCUCGUGGCAAUGGCACGCAUCAUCCGCGAAGAUUCCACCUGCCUGAGCCUAAUGUGCCGCCAACCGGAGCCGUAUCAACUGGAAUACCAAACGCGGCAUCUCAUCGACGGCAGCAUCAUUGACUGUGAUCAGCGCAUCGGCAUCGUCGCCGGCUACAUGAAGGAUGAGGUGCGCAACUUGAGUCCGUUCAGUUUUAUGCAUUUGGAUGAUGUGCGCUGGGUAAUUGUCGCCCUGAGGCAGAUGUAUGACUGCAACAGUGACUAUGGCGAGAGCUGCUAUCGUUUGCUAUCGCGCAAUGGCCACUUUAUAUACCUGCAAUCGAAGGGAUUUCUGGAGAUUGACAAGAGCAGCAACAAGGUGCACUCGUUUCUGUGCGUCAAUACGCUGCUGGACGAGCAGGCUGGCAAGCGCAAGGUGCAGGAGAUGAAGAACAAGUUCUCCACAAUAAUCAAGGCCGACAUACCCACGCAUACCAGUCCCGAUCUGCCCGCAUCCAGGGCGCCACAGCAGCUGGAGCGCAUUGUGCUCUAUCUGAUUGAAAAUCUGCAAAAGAGGGCAAACGGCAACGGCGGUGGCGGCGGCGGCGGCGGGGAUGCUGCGACAAAUGGUGGCGAUGCCAACAUGGAAGCUAUUGAUGAUGCCUGCUGCAGUUCGCCGGCAUCGAGCAGCAACACACCGACACUGGACGAGCAGGCGCCAUCGCCCGCCCCGUUGGCACUGGUGCCACCGGCACCAGGUCACGUCAAGCACUCAAUAUCCAAGUCGGUCAAUGUGGUAAAUGUGACCUCAGCGCGUAAUCUUCAAUACCAGCAGCAACAGCAGCAACAACAGCAGCAGCAACAGCAGAAGCAGCGAGAGCUGGAGCAGCGCGAACGCAGCGGGAACGUGCCCAAUGGUGGCGUUAUACGCCAGUUGAGUUGCUGUCUAAGCGAGAGCUCCACAUUGUCGCCGGCGAGUGCGAGCAGCUCGGAGCUGCCGGACGAUGCCAAUAGCAAUACAUCACCGCCACCGGCAGCGCUUGCGCCUGCGCCGGCAAUAUCACGUACCAGUGUUCUUCAGAGGCUAAUGACAUCGACGCCGCGAAAGGUAGCAGCAUCACGAGCAGCGGCAGCAGCAGCAGCAUCAGCAGCUGCGGCAGCAGCAGCAUCAGCAAAAGCGGACACAGUUGAGCCACCGACCCAGCUGCAGGCAGCACUGUCGAAUACGCUGCGCAGCCUGGGCACCCAGCUGGUGACAAUGGGCGAGGAGGCGCAGACGCUGUACGAGCAGCAGCAACAGCAGCGCAACGCACUGUUGCCCAAGUUUGGGCGGCAAAUGGAUGCCAUAAUGUUGGAGCAUAAAAUGCAGAAGCAGCUGUUGGUCAACAUUAAGAGCGAGUACGAUGCGGCCGCAGCAACGGAAAUUGAAACGGAAACGGUAACGGUAAAGAGAACGAGAACGGAAAUGCCAGUACCACAUCAGACGGUUUCAGUGAUAACCAAACAGACGAAAACAUCCAGUGAGAGGAGCACCAGCAUCACGAACAGCAGCAGCAGCAACUGCAGCAGCAGCAACAGUAGCAGCAGCACCAGUAGCAGCAGCAGAAGCAGCAGUAAAUAGUGGGCAUUCAAUGCUCGUGUUGUAAAAUGCGCGAAUGAAGUCAACAUUAGCUUAGAAGUCGAAUUAGCUGCAAUGUUUAUUUAUUUAGUCUAAAUAGCUCAGUAUUCAGUGCACGGCUGAAGCUUUGGCUCCCCCAUCACCAAUAACACCACCCUCCCCCCCUCAAAAAAAAAAAAAAAACAGAAAGAAAAACAAAGUUGAAAACACCGUAAGACCCAGUGCGAUCAGAGUACAAAAUCAUAUAUUGUUUUAAGUAAAUCUACUCAUUAAAUUUUAACAGGUUUUAACAUUUUGCAAAAUUACUGCGAAACGAUAGAAAUGAUAGAGCAACAACGAAACUGAAAACGGAAAUAGAGAGAUAGAGAGAGAAGAGAGAUCCUUAACUUUAAUGUAUUAUAAUACAACACACACACACACACACAGCUGUAUGCGUCGUUCUGCAACACUGUUGUACAACCCUGGAAAACUUGUCAAAACUUAUAAAACGCUCGACUGAACAAUAAUCAAUAGCCGGAUCUGUUGUAGCGAUAAUGCAAUGAUUAUGCCACACAUUUAAUACUCAAUUAUCUAAUACAGAAUAUCAGUAAAUGAACUUAACCUCCCAAAAAAACAAAAAAACAACUCCCACCAUCCACCAUCCCAGCCAGGAGGAACUAGAGUGUUUGUUUUGCUGAGCACUGAGCUAUAGGAUAAACAGUUAACUUUUUAUCUCUAUAUAUUGAGAUAUAUGUUUGAUUUUUUUAGAUGUAUUUUUUUUUUAUAUUUUUUUUGUGGAAAUCAUUGCCUUUAUUUUAUAUCUCCACCAUGUUUGUUCAAUCUGGUUUAAUUUUUGGCUUUAAGCUUGAGCUGUCCUUCCCCAGCCCACCCUCCCUCCAUCCGUCAUCCGCCGUCCCCUUCCCUCUCCACCCCUUCCCAGGCACCCACAGCACAGUUGCUCGGGCGAAAAUUGUUUUGUGCUCGACUCGAUACGGUCAUGUCCAUGUUUCCGUUUGCCUUAUCAGUUAGCACCUUUUGUUUAAUAGCAAAAUUUUUUGUGUAGCUAUUAUUAACGACAAAUAUUAUUAUUAUUUUAUUUGAUAGAUU